AUGUCAGAUCAUAACAACGUCUUCAGCGGCCCCCGAUCGGUUGCCGACUACUUCGACCCCGACAAAACCCCCCCUCUGCCUUUGGUUGAGAUUCCGGAUCGCUUAAACCCCUUUAGAGAAGAUGGUGUGAGAAUAUACGCAAAGAUGCUUACCUGUCUGCCGGCCCAAAAUGUCAAGUCUCUGCCCGCCCUCAAGAUGUUGCGCAACGAGUCCGAUGCUCACAGCAAAAAGAUCGUUGAAGCAAGCUCAGGUUCCACGGUUCUGUCACUCGGCAUUAUCGCCCGGGUUCUCUGGGGCAAUGAAGACGUUGAUGCCUAUGUGACAAAUAAGAAGUCCCCAGAGUCGUUGAACCUGCUUCGAUUCUUCGGUAUCCGACCGUGUCUUUACGGUGGUCUCGCUCAACAGGAACCCACAGAUCCUACAGGCAUCAUGUGCAGACUGCGGCGGAGAGCUGCUCAGAGUGAGGAAGUAGUGUACCCUGGGCAGUACGACAAUCCAAAUCUCACGAGGAAUGGACUGGGCCUCAAGUAUUUCAUCAGCUUCCCCAGAUCAACGUCUUUUGCUCGACGGUUGGCACUGGAGGUGUGA
This is a messenger RNA of Colletotrichum karsti, 588 nucleotides long. RefSeq lists its product as uncharacterized. The record is from RefSeq and is a predicted model, not a curated record. NCBI's taxonomy places the organism in Eukaryota, Fungi, Ascomycota, Sordariomycetes, Glomerellales, Glomerellaceae. Bases 1 to 588 code for a protein of 195 amino acids. The transcript has 4 exons.